AUGGAGCUGCAGCAUCCACCAGACAAAGCGAAAGCACAAGCUGCCAGAGAGAAAGGCAAUGGUGCCUUCCGAAAGCAGCAAUGGGCCGAAGCUGUCGGGCUCUACUCGGCGGCACACAUUGCUGACCCCACCGAUCCGACAUACCCGCUGAACCGUGCUAUGGCCUACAUCAAGCUCGGCAAGUUUGUCGAUGCUGAACGUGACUGCUCCAUCGCACUCUAUCUCUCGCCAAACAAUGUCAAGGCUCUCUAUCGCAGAGCUACUGCUAGAGUUGGAGCCGACAAGCUGGAGGAUGCUGUCAAAGACUACGAACAAGCCCUUCGAUUGGACCCCAGCAACGCUGAGGCCAAGACAGGACUCGCAAAGGCUCAUGAAGCGCUCAAGGCUGCGACACCUCGAAGAGCCGAGCCGAUGGAUCUGCGAAAGCUUCUGCCCUCACACGGAUCAAAGACGGCCCACGAUACCACAACCCAACCAACAGAAGCCGAGGCAAGGGACUCAAGCAGCUCAGUCGAAGCAGCGAGAAAGUUCCUACAGCAGGUCGGCAUGUCCAACGAUAAGGAGGAUAAAAGGAGCUUGCCAAUUUCGAACAACUCCACGAGCGCUCCUCCUGCCAAGUUUCCAGGCGAGACGGGCCGCUUUCUGCGAGAGGUGACGACACGCAAGACUACAGCCAAGCCUACAUCUCAGCAAGUCGACUCAAGCUCCAGCACAGCCCCUUCAACCUCCCUUGCAACGACGCAGGGCUCUACAAAGGCUGAGAUGGAGGCACAACCUACAUCUUGGAGCUCCAGCUUUAGCUCCGCAGCCAACAAGACAGCAUCAGCUCUCAACUUUGGCGGCUCCACUUCACUGAGCAGCGACGUAGCUCCCGUACCACAGGCCAGGCUACCAGCUCGAGUCCCACAAGGCAAGUUGACUGCGAUCGAGUUCAAUCGAAGGUGGAAGAGCAAACCAGACCGUCUGCAGCUGCUGUCCUCUAUCGAUGCCGAUACAAUACCUAGCAUGAUCGAUGCUAUGCUCGAGCCAGAGUUGGUCGCAGAGAUUCUGCACACGCUGGCGGAGGGACAUGGCGCUUCUCCGAACGACGUGCAGCUCAUCAGCUUGGUCGCAAAUACACUCACGGCACUGCCACGAUGUAAACGCUUUGGCAUGACGGUUUGCAUGCUCGACUUGAACGAAAAGAGUGAUGCUGUCUACCUUAUCGAAGCUGUUGGCAGGCCCGAUCUCAGGUCCGUUUGGGAGGUAGCAUAG
Molecule: messenger RNA, 1254 nt
Organism: Ustilago hordei
Lineage: Eukaryota; Fungi; Basidiomycota; Ustilaginomycetes; Ustilaginales; Ustilaginaceae
Exons: 1
Coding region: 1-1254 (417 amino acids)
Molecular function (GO): protein binding
Source: RefSeq, a predicted model, not a curated record